CCUGUUAAAACCUGCGUAAAAUAUUAUGAGAACUUACAGAGGCCUGAGGGAUCAUUCAUGCACUCUCCUGGUUCUAAUGUUGUUCGCAUUGGCUGAGAUAGCAACUUUAUCAAACCCAAGAAAGGUGCACCUUCAGUCAAAAUUUAGAUUAGAACCAAAAUGUUUUCGAGGCAAUCUCAUGACAAUUCACGUAGAUAGGGCUUGUCAAGCUUCAGGAAGGCCUUGCAGGGCAAGGUGCGAUGGUGAAAGAAAAACAACUAACAACACAAAAUUUUCAGUCAGGAAAAUCAACGGAAAGAGAUGUAUUGAGUUCACUGUUGACCAAAGUACGAAGUAUGCAUUGAAAGUAACUAAGAGAACAAAUGAUGUCGUCUUUGAGAAACGGGAGUGUAACAAUUCCAUCGGCAGCGAGUUCCUUUUUGAUGAGGUUAGAGUAGAGGGAACGACUCGAUUGUACAGGUACAAGCACAGUGACACAACGUGCGUUGGAGUAUCCUCAGAUUGUCAAGACACUAGGUUAUACUUACACAACACAACUAUUAAUGAUAAGCGUUGCUAUUUCAGAAAAUGGGUGUAAUAUGUUAGACAAGUAUCAACAAAAUAAAGUGAAUUUCAU
Messenger RNA from Pocillopora damicornis (cauliflower coral), 616 nucleotides. RefSeq lists its product as uncharacterized. The record is from RefSeq and is a predicted model, not a curated record. Lineage: Eukaryota; Metazoa; Cnidaria; Anthozoa; Scleractinia; Pocilloporidae.